CGGAAGGGGCGCGUGCGGCGGGAGCGGGGCCCGGGCCGGGCCGCGCAGCCAUGGCCGGGAUCCUCUUCGAGGACAUCUUCGACGUGAAGGACAUCGACCCCGAGGGCAAGAAGUUCGACCGCGUGUCCCGCCUGCACUGUGAGAGUGAGUCUUUCAAGAUGGACCUCAUCCUGGAUGUGAACAUCCAGAUCUACCCAGUGGACCUCGGGGACAAGUUCCGGCUGGUCAUCGCCAGCACCCUGUAUGAAGACGGCACCCUGGACGACGGCGAGUAUAACCCCACGGACGACAGGCCCUCCAGGGCAGACCAGUUUGAGUAUGUGAUGUACGGCAAGGUGUACCGGAUUGAGGGGGAUGAGACCUCCACCGAAGCAGCCACACGCCUCUCUGCCUACGUGUCCUAUGGGGGGCUGCUCAUGCGGCUGCAGGGAGAUGCAAACAACCUACAUGGGUUUGAAGUGGACUCUCGGGUUUACUUGCUGAUGAAGAAGCUGGCCUUCUAGGAGACCUGCCUCCCAGGGCUGCCCCAGAGACAUUCUCCUGGUGAGCAGACAGCCCUAUGACCCCAGAUCCUGCCUCAGCACCCCUCCUGCCCAGCUGUUCCAGAGCAGGGGGAGAAAGGGGCAGUCUCCAUCCUCAUCCCAGCCUCUUCUGACUCCUGCUGGGAUCCACAGCUGCUUCCUGCAUGGAGAGAGGUGCCUGACAGCGAGUGGAGACCAUGCUGUGCGUCUCCUCCCACCUCUGCCUUCAAAAGCAGGCACAUCCCCGGCACCAGGCUGGCACAGCUGGACUGGGACACCUGCUGGCCUGCCUUGGGCCUGGGAACCACUUCCUAAGGAUCUACCUUGAGGCCAGCUGGGCCUGUUCUUGAUUAAAUUGGGAUAUUGUUUUCUA
Messenger RNA from Apus apus (common swift), 894 nucleotides. RefSeq names its product RNA polymerase II, I and III subunit H (gene POLR2H). Gene Ontology annotation, biological process: DNA-templated transcription. The transcript has 5 exons. The record is from RefSeq and is a predicted model, not a curated record. Gene Ontology annotation, molecular function: DNA-directed RNA polymerase activity. Gene Ontology annotation, cellular component: RNA polymerase II, core complex; RNA polymerase I complex; RNA polymerase III complex. Lineage: Eukaryota; Metazoa; Chordata; Aves; Apodiformes; Apodidae. Bases 51 to 503 code for a protein of 150 amino acids.